GAAUAUAUGAGAGCGAUGACAAGCGAGUGGUGAGGGGUGUGCCUGACAGGCUAUUUUUGGCUGUUUCCUGAAUUGGAGGCGUCCUCGAAGGUAUGACUACGUUGCGGUCGAUUAGUACAACGAUGCCUGGCCGGCGCACAGCAGUUGCGUUUUUGCUGCUACUAACGAGUCAGUGCGCUUUGCGUGUGGCGGGGGCAAAGGAUAUAUGGCAUAAUCUGUAGAAGUGGGCACUACUUUUGCUCUUGCAUAGUCACACAUAUUGCUAGCACAUAAGUAGCCAUGAAUCCUAAUGGGUUGUAGUUGUACUCUUCAUGUUCACUUCAUCUCCCUGUCAUUCCCAUUACCAGUAGCAUUCAUUCCCAGCAUGUAUCUCUCAAUUUUUCUCUAUCACGUUCCCACAAUUUUUCGCUUUCAUGUCCCGCUGCAGAGAAGCGGCGAUACCUCAUUUUGGGCGGCACGGGGAUUCGGAGUUACCCGACGACGGAGAUGUUUCUGCAGAAAGGUCAUGAUGUGGUGUUGCUAAACCGCGGAAUUCCUUAUUGGGACGUGCAUGAGCGACUGUUGAAGCCUGGAAAAGUGACGCACUGGAAAUGCGACAGAGAGGAAAAGUUGCAAAACUGCAAACCUCUCAUCGACGACCUGGGGACGUUCGAGGCCUGCAUCGAUUUUUCCUCUCGGAAAUGGGAAGGCAUCGAUAACGCGAGGACGUAUCUGAACGACAAGUGUGGCUUCUACAUCUUCGUGUCGUCGUUCAAAGUGUACGAUGUCAGUGGAGCGAUCCCGAAGCUGACGAAAAAGUUCAUGCAUAAUAUUAUGGCCCGGCAGGAGGAUCAAUAACAGGAACAGUCAAAAGCCUAACAAGAAUCCAAAAACAGGCUAGACUAGCGACUAGCGGGUAGACAACGCCUGGGAAAUCUCAGGCAGAUCGCCGAGUAGAUUCAAAUCAUCAAUAUUGAGACUCUGCACUAUAGUUCAUUUUUUUUCCCGCAGGCUCGUUGGUAGUCUCUGCGUCUUCCUACUUCGGAUUCGAGGAAAGUCACAAUCUCGUAACUUAGAGCUUGGGAUGAAGCUAAUGACUCCAGUUAGAGCUCAUCAUCCUCUGUCUAAGAAAAAGGGCAUCAAAGAAGACAUGAUGAGGAGACCCAGCAAGGCCGUUUCACCUCUGGAGCGACACGAAAUUAUAGCCGCAAACCCAAUCGCAGACGCGACCUUUCAGGUGGAAGAGUACGGCAGUGUGACAGUAAGGAGUUCGUUGAUAUAGAGAAAGACUCAUUUCCGGAGAAUAGGUUCGGCACGGUAGACUAGAAGUACUACUAUCUAAGGAUGCGAAUGAAUGAAAAAGGUUCAACACGACAAACUUCGAAUAAAGUUCAUCCGUGCUGAAAUGUAAGUUGAUCACAGAAACACUAUCGCCCUACACUACUCCUAUAAAUAUAUGGGGAACAUCUCUUAAUUACUACAAACAAUAUCGCCCUCGGACAACUAGUAGCACUACUAGCCGUCCGAUUUAGUUUUAGAUGGAGAAGAGACAUCUUGUUGAUUGGUUUGAUGUGAUGUUGCAUUAGCCCACUUCAUAAAGCGGGGCUUGAGAAGAAUUACAAUAGCCACAACGGAUGGCCAUACGCGAUUCUUAGGGUAGGGAAUAUGCUAGGCGGCAGAGAGGCGAUAAUGCGGUUGUGGUUUCUGCAACUGUGGCUUCAUGGCCAUCAGACACUAGGUAUCGAAAGGCUUAUAAUAGAUCACUACUUCGUAAGAUGGAUGAUGGAUUGUAUCUUUAAUAUUUCAUGAAUUUUGAUGUUGGGUAGACUAGUAGUACUGAUACCGAUGCUUCUACGCAUGGAAAGUUGUCAGGGACAGGUUCAAUACUUGUUCUAGAAUACUUCUGAAGGUACAACUUGUGCUUACUCUCUUCAGUUGUGUGCCAUGAUCCCCUUGCUUUUAUGGUGAUGCUGAUUCCACUCAUCACAGGUAUGCCCAUGCACACGACGUCGACCUUGCCUAUGAGUUUCACCUACUCCUACGACAUUGCACAAGCCGUUGCGAAGAUAGUCACAAUGACGCGCAACGAAACGCUCAAGGAAGAGGUAAUAACUGCGUGCCCAAGGAAAAUGAUGAAAUGAGUACGUUUCAUUAUUUGUCUCGAGGAAUCACUUCCACAAUACUACAUGCUAAUAGUCGACUGUGAUUUAUCUAAAAUUUUUCAUUCUUUCUCAGAGACAAAAUCAACAUCCACUUUGUCUUUGCCUUAGUUCCCAGCAUGCGCACCACGUGAACCAGAUAACCGGUGAAGCCUUCAACAUCGCAUGCGAGGAGAUUAAAGAUCAGUACAGUUUGUAUUACGCGAUUGGCGACGUCAUAGGGCUGCCGAAAAUAGAGCACAUAACGAAUCCGAACCGCACAGAGAGCAUUGUGAUGUUCCCGGAGAACAAGGAAGGGCAUACCAUGAACAUCGAAAAAGCGAAACAAGUGUUGAAAUUUAUGCUGGUUUUGACGAUAAAUAGGUUCGUUGAACUUAGAGUUGAACUUAGAGUUGAACUUAGAGUUGAACUUAGAGUUGUACUUACGUAGUUGUUAGUUAGUAAUAUUUCGUGGACGUGGACCAUGGAGUCGUGUGGCUAGUCACCUAUACCAUAGUUCUACAGGUCGAUACUGCUAGACGGAUUUUUCCACCCUCUCCCCCUCUCCUUCUUCCUUUCAUCGUAAUCAAGCCGACGAAUCUGGAGAAGGCCAUACGGGAAAGCGCUAGGUUCUAUGAGCAGGCGAUGAAGGGAGAAAAGUGGGCGAUUCAACGCAAGAUUGUUCUAGGACACAUCGCAAGCAUGAUGGGCACCAGAAGACUAGUAGAUUGGGUGGAAAAACGGUUCCUAGAGAAGAAGGGGUUGUAUGACGAAUACGAUGAGGAAGAAUAUGAGGAAGAACUUGAGGAGAAAUUUAGGAGGGUAGAAUUGUGAGGAGUCCAAGUCCUAUGUAUAGUACUUGAUGAUUUCACAAGACUAACAGACAGCUGAUGCAUUCACAACUGUCCAAAAACCGGUGACCAGUUUCUACAUCGCAACGGUGAACAGUUGAGAUGUAAGACGCAUCACGCAAUGAC
Molecule: messenger RNA, 3094 nt
Organism: Amoebophrya sp. A25
Lineage: Eukaryota; Dinophyceae; Syndiniales; Amoebophryaceae
Source: the annotation of a GenBank genome assembly